Musca domestica (house fly) is the source of this 2215-nucleotide messenger RNA. Its product is annotated as protein FAM107B. The transcript has 3 exons. Lineage: Eukaryota; Metazoa; Arthropoda; Insecta; Diptera; Muscidae. The record is from RefSeq and is a predicted model, not a curated record. The coding region runs from base 313 to 945 and encodes 210 amino acids.
AUUGUUGCAAUUGAUUUUUCGUAAACAACAAAACGUCGGCGAAAAAAAAAGUAUCGCUUUUUGGAAAAUUUUGUUUGGUUCUAAUGCCAGCGAGUCCAAGCUCUUUUCAAAUUCAAUUAAAAACAAGUGGAAAACGCUGCAAUCUAAUUUAGUGUCGGUAAUUGAUCGGACGUGUUAACAACGCGUUCUUCUGCCUCAUUUGAUUUCGUUUCUCCAUAGUUUGAUUGACCAAUAAAAUCAAAAACGAAAAAAGAAAACAAAUCGCUUUCGCUUUCAUUUGCAUCGUUCUGUGCUGGAGUUCUGUGCAACAACAUGACGAAUCGUACGCAAAUCUCAUCGGAUAUACGGAGUCGCAUCAGAAUGUUUGAAAAUUGUGAACACCAGACAUCAGCAUCAUCGGCAUCUCCAUCUCCAUCAGCAUCGGCGAUAGACUUUGUCGACGGUCCAGCCAGUGGAGAUUUUAGACCGCAUAGCAGAACCGAAGUUGACGAGCUUGGAAACGGUUGUGAUAUCAAAGAGAAAUUAGCAACAAUGAUGAUGCCAACGCCACCACCACCUCCACCACCGGGAGUACAAACAGACGCCAAUGGCCUGAUAUUACCAAAGAAACUCAUAAAUCCCUGUCUAACGUCAACGGAUCGCAAACAACUGCAUCGAGAAUUAAAAUUCAAUACAAAAAUGGGCAUCAGUGUUCUAAAUCAGAAAACAGAACUGCAGCGUGCCUAUGAGAAACGGCAACAGCAUAACAUGGAACAGCAGCCUCCCUCACCCACCUACGGCCUUAAAAGUGAACUCAAUCGUGUGAUAAUGGAACGAGCUCAAAAGCAUGCACAAGCCCGCCUUCAAAAUCAGGAAAAUAAUGACGACGAUAAGCAGUACGUCAAUCCGGAAUAUCUGAAUGCGAGAGCAAAACUGCGGGCGGGACAAAGGACUGAAUUGAAAUAAAAUAAAAUAAAAUAAAAUAAAAUAAAAUAAACAGAAAAAAUUUAUGUUUUUAAGAAAAUUACACACCCACACAAACACAUACCUAAAUAUAUAUAGAAAAAGAAAACCCCCAAUUCCCAUACAAACACUAACGAAAAAAAAAAAACAAAACAAGGAGGGACUUCUCGAAAUUUAUUUUUUAUUCAAAUGAAAUUCAACAAAAAUAUUAUUUUUGCAAAAAAAAUUAUUUGGACAAUAAGACCAACAAAGAAAGAAAGGUCUUUGCCCCUGGAGUAACAUUUAAUUGUACCUAUAUCGAGAUAUAGGAAAUUUUCUUAGAUUAUAUUCUAUUCAAACAAAUUUGUAUGUAAAAUUUAUGUUUUUUUUUUUCAUUUAGUUUUAAUUUAAUUGCAAAAUCUUGUGAGUUGAGUGUUGAGUUUUUUGUCCUCCUUUUUUCUCUCUCUUCCACAUGUUUUUCUCUUUUUGUUUUUUUAAAGAAAAAAUCUACAUUACUUUGGUAAUUCCCUUCACUUCCGUUUGUAAGAAACAAAAAUAAAAGAAAUAAGUAAAGAAAAAUAUAUUAUUAUUAAUUAUAAUUAUUAUUUAAUUUUAGUUUAGUUUUAUAAAAAAGCAAAAAACAAAAAAUAUAAAUAAAAUGGAUGGAAAAUGGAUUUGAUAAUGUUAGCCUAUGGAAAAUAAAAAAAAUGUAAUGAAAUUUUCCCACAGCAAAGAUAUAAACCUGAUUUUCUUCGUCUUUAUAUUAUUAGUACACACAUAUAUAUUGUUCUUUGUCAAAUACAAAUACAUAUAGACUUACAUAUACAUACAAGAUAUUACUAUAAAAGAAAGAACACUUAAAUUAACAACAAAUAUGGAGAUAAACAAAUUUGGAGUUGAUUUUCUAAAAACUUAAAUCCCCUAAGAAAAUUUGACAUUCUGAUGAUUUUCGGAUGCAAAAUAAAACAAAAAUUAUGGAAAUUUCUCCCUUUCGCGUUAUGGAGGGAGUAGUUUAAGUUUGAAAAAAUCAAUCCAAAUUUGUUUGUAUCUUAAAAAAAUAAUUUUUGUAAUUUUUUAUUAUUUUUGAUUUAGAAUUUAUUUCCUCCAAUAUUUUCUUCAAAAUUCAAUUUGUAGUAUUCCAAAAUUAAUAUGUUCUUUUUUUCUUCGUGUUAUUUCCAAUAUUCUAUGUCAUAAUUAUUUUCCAUGUAUUUGAAGAUUUUUCAUAGAUUUAAGUUUAUUUUUCUUUGUUAAAUGUCAAUCAACGAAUUACACCGAGUUUAUUUUCAUUUUUUUU